AUGCAGUUCCUUACUUCAUCCGUUUGCCUCGCCAUUCUCGGCGCUGCCGCCGCUCAGAACCUCAAAAACGCCGUUCUCCUUUGCCCCAAUGCUGAGCUCACUUUCGCCGAACCUGCCAAAAGCAUGCCUGCUAUUGUUUGCAUCGGCGCUUUUAGCUGUCAAUCCGCCACUGACGGUGUCAAGAGCGGCAACCUCUGGACUUCCUCUUGUAUUGGUUGUCCUCCCAACCAGCAAAUCAGCAAGUUCGAAUGCACGAAUGUGGUUAGACGUUGCCGCGCCUCCGAAGACAUGAAACCAGAAUGGACAGUGCAAGAUUCAGGCCAUGUCAUUGCUCGUGGCUUAGAGAUUGCUGAGAUCCAUGCUACCACACCUGGCUACCCUUCUAUCGUCCUUGGCUCGACAAUCGGAGGCAAAACAGUCAUCAAUGAGUUGCGUCGACUUCCUGGUCUAUCUGCCUAUCCCGAUGUAUCUCCCAUUGACGGACCAUCUGGCAGCGAACGAGAGCGCGCGUUUGAGAACGCGCUUAGGAGUGAGAAGUAUCGAUCGCUGGGAGACGCCUUUGUGAACGGUGUAUCGGCGGCUGAGAAGAUCAGUCCCUCGAUAUCCAAGUUGACCAGGAUAUUCAUUGUCUAA
This is a messenger RNA of Fusarium verticillioides 7600, 633 nucleotides long. RefSeq lists its product as hypothetical. The record is from RefSeq and is a predicted model, not a curated record. Lineage: Eukaryota; Fungi; Ascomycota; Sordariomycetes; Hypocreales; Nectriaceae. The coding region runs from base 1 to 633 and encodes 210 amino acids. The transcript is spliced from 2 exons.